Messenger RNA from Mytilus trossulus (common blue mussel), 3152 nucleotides. RefSeq names its product gelsolin-like protein 2. Gene Ontology annotation, cellular component: cytoplasm; actin cytoskeleton. The record is from RefSeq and is a predicted model, not a curated record. Gene Ontology annotation, biological process: actin polymerization or depolymerization; actin filament severing; barbed-end actin filament capping. The transcript is spliced from 14 exons. NCBI's taxonomy places the organism in Eukaryota, Metazoa, Mollusca, Bivalvia, Mytilida, Mytilidae. The coding region runs from base 119 to 1222 and encodes 367 amino acids. Gene Ontology annotation, molecular function: actin filament binding; phosphatidylinositol-4,5-bisphosphate binding.
UCAGGUGAAAACCAUAUAAGGUAGAACCCGGAAGUCGGCACUUGCAGAAAGUUUUUUCCACAGUUAGUGAGUUACUCUUGGUCUCCUCUGUUGAUUCAAAAUACAGUAAAAAUAAAAAAUGACAGGAUUAAUUAAAGCUAAGAAGUAUGAUUGGAAGGACUCCAAUAUGGCUCUGUUUGGUACUGAUGUCGAAAGACAAGUUAAAAAGGAAUCAGCCAUGGGAGAACCUGCUUGGGAGGGAGCAGGACAAUCUGUUGGUCUAAAAAUCUGGAGAAUUGUGAAAUUCCAAAUCACAGACUGGGCAGAAGAAGACUAUGGAAAAUUCUUUGAUGGUGACUCUUACAUCAUUCUAAAUACAUACAAGAAGAAUGAAGAUUCUGAGGAACUGUGUUAUGAUCUCCACUUCUGGAUAGGCAAACAUAGUACACAGGAUGAAUAUGGAACAGCAGCCUACAAAACGGUUGAGUUGGACACUUUCUUAGAUGAUGCAGCUGUUCAACAUAGAGAAGUUAUGGGACAUGAAUCUACUCUGUUUAAAUCAUACUUUAAAUCAAUCACAACUAUGCAAGGAGGAGCUGAAACUGGCUUUAAACAUGUUUUACCAGAGGAAUAUAGACCCAGGCUUUUACACUUCAGUGGAAAGAGAAGAAUUGAAGUUAAAGAGGUUCCAUAUGUACAGUCAAGUCUUAACCCUGGUGAUGUGUAUAUAUUAGAUUUGGGUAUUCAGAUCUACCAGUGGAAUGGUUCAGAAUCCAGUGGUAUGGAGCGACACAAGGCAGCUGAAUACUUGCAACAGAUGGAAUCAGAAAGACCAAAAGCUAGCACAACAGUUCUUGAUGAGAGUGGAAUAAGCAAAGCUCAUCGUUUCUAUGAAGCCAUUCCAGAAGGGGAUGCUGAUGAAGUGGACUCAGAUGAUGAAGAGGAGGGUGAUGAUGAGAAGAAACUUUUGAGAUUAUCAGAUGCUGGAGGAUCCUUCACUUUCUCAGAAGUAAAGACUGGAGAUGUAGCCAUGGAUGAUCUUGGAGAAGAUGAUGUAUUUGUUCUUGACACCAAGAGUGAACUAUUUGUAUGGGUUGGAGGUAAAGCUUCUGUGGAUGAAAGGAGAAAUGGAAUGGGAUAUGCUCAUAAAUACUUGAUGGACAAAGCUCGUCAUUAUAAACCAGUCUCUGUUGUCAGUGAAAAAGUAGGAAAAGACAGAAUUGAAGUAGCAUUAUCAGCAUAAACUCUUGCCACUGUAUAAACAAUAUACCAUGAUAUAGAAGCUUUUGCAGUAGUUAGCCCAUAAAUUAUUGUUUGUUGUUAACCACCCUUUUCUUCUAAAAUAUUGCCAUGACAUAUUUUGUCUCUAAAAGUAACAUAAAGUUAUUGUUAAGACUUUGUAUUUAGAAAUUUUAUUGUUCAAUUUUGAACAUUCAAUAUUUAUUUCAAUAUUACAUGAGCUGGACUAUUUAAUUUGUAAAAUUUAUAUUUAUUUGAUGUUUAAAGUGUUAUGCAAAAAGACCUGGUAUAUUUUCUGUACAUUUUUUUUUUUGUACUUGCAAUAAUUGGUAAGACAUGCUCCAUCCUGGUUACGAGUAGAUUGUCACAAAAGUUUGAUAAAUGUAUCUGCAGGCAUCCAUUUACAAAUUUUAUAGAAAGGGCCCCCCAUCAAGUAACUUGGGAAUUUUGUCUAACAAGAACUUUAUUUGGAUUUGAAUCUUAAUUUUGUCGUCAAUCAAUUACACAUUUCUAAAAUUUCUAAAAUUGAUUUUCUGUACUAUAUGGGAUAUACUCAGAAUAAGUCAAUGAACAUGUAAGUGAUGUACAUAUAAUAAAAGAUAUAAGAUAAAAAUUUGAUGAGUGGGUUUGGGAAAAUUACAGAUUUUUUGGGACUGCAUAUACCUCUGUCAGAAGGGGUAUUUUUAAGGGGCCCCAGCUAUUCUAAUGUAAAACAUUUGAGCUCAUCCCAUCAGUUGUUUUCGAUCUUUUAUAAUUGAUGUGACAUGUUUGGCCUUUAGAAAUAUCACUAUAAAUGUUUGUUAUUAUUAUUAUUUACAUUUAAAAGAAAAUACAUUUGCCUACCCUAUUUUGUUGUUGUAACAUUGUUUCAGUUAACUCUAUGCAUAUAAAUGGCAUUAAGGCUUAUGCUGCUAAAAUUAUACAUACAAUACACAAUUAUUGUGCUAUUUCUAUGAUUUACUGAUUUAGACUUGAAUCUUAAUACAGCAUUUUUUAUUAGGUUUUGUCUUUGGAGAACAGCUGCUCUCACAUUGACUUAAUUAUUGUUUUGUUUUCUAGUAUUUUUUUUUAUUAUUAUUUACUACUGGACCAAAUUUGUGCACAGAACUACGCGUUCUACCUGUGUAUAUAUAUUGUGAUAUGUAUCUGACUGAUUAGAAGAAUCUAAAUUUAGGUAAAAAAUAUAUUGUAAAAUCUACAUUCUCUUUGAUUUUUAAAUACCUGCCAUUAUUUUGACUUUAGAAGUAAAGUUAAUUGAAUUUCAAUGUUUUAUCUGUAUUAACCAAUCAUCAGCUGACAAUUAUUUUCCAUGAUUUACAUUAAGGUAAACAACAGUAAAAGAAUAUUAGUAAUGCAUCAGAGAUUUGAAUAUCAGUUAUUUGUAAGAGACUUUUUUAUGAUUAUUUAUUUCUACUUUUGUAUUAAUUUUAUAGUGCAAUAUGAUUUAAUAGUAGUAAUUAGUAGUGGGAAGUUCAUUUCUGUACCUUUUAAAAAAAAAGAUCUUUUGUCAGUCAAAAUUGUGUGAAAUAAGAUUUAUGUGUAAUAUUGUUUUUCAGAUUGUUAUUCAGAAUUAUUUAUAGAUGAUGUUUUUCUUUUGAUAACAAUGCACUACAAAUAGAUUUUUAUGGUAUACCGAAAAACUUUAAUUUAACAAUGUCUUGUCAUCUAUUGUUAAAUGGAAUUUUUAUUUUUUAUUUAUCCUAAACCUUAACAUCACAUUUAAACAUAGACCUUCACAUUACAUUUAAACAUACAAGUGUCGUGAAAUAGGCCAGUUUCUAUUUUCAAAGUUGACAGUAAUGAUAUAAAGUUAGUCUAUCUUAAAAAUAAUAUUGCUAUGCAAAAUAAGUUGGUAAUCUGUUGUUUCAUUGCAAUUUUGUGCUGUAUUUUUGGAACAAAAAAUUUACAGAAAUAAACUAGUUAAGUUAACAAUU